Molecule: messenger RNA, 2052 nt
Organism: Sporisorium graminicola
Lineage: Eukaryota; Fungi; Basidiomycota; Ustilaginomycetes; Ustilaginales; Ustilaginaceae
Exons: 1
Coding region: 1-2052 (683 amino acids)
Biological process (GO): mitochondrial respiratory chain complex III assembly
Cellular component (GO): mitochondrial matrix
Molecular function (GO): pyridoxal phosphate binding; identical protein binding; transaminase activity
Source: RefSeq, a predicted model, not a curated record
AUGGCCGCCACCCGCGUCGCCCUUUCAUCUGCACUGAGGCGACCCGCUUGCCUGUCGCUCUCCGCACCUCUUCUGCGACAGCCUGCUCGUCUCCUCGCUACUCACGCUGCCAGCUCGUCAAAGAAGCCUUGUGCAGACUAUAUUUCGCUCUCUCACCCGGACGGUGACGCUCCUCGAGGCUCCAAGCUCGCAGACACGCUCGACCGUUUCUCCCACUCGGUCCUCGCCACCUACUCUCGUCCUCAACUCAUCUUCACCCGCGGUAACGGUCUCGACCUCUACGCUUCUGUUGACCCCAACACCAACGCUGGCUCCAGCGAACGCAAGUAUCUCGACUUCUCCUCUGGUAUCGCCGUCAACUCAUUGGGUCAUGCCGAUGCCAAGAUCGCCGAGAUCGCCGCUGACCAGAGCGCCAAGCUGGUUCACGCCAGUAACCUGUACCAUAACGAGUGGUCCGGCGAGCUUGCCGAUAAGAUGGUCACCUUGACCCACCAGCUCGGCGGCUUGGGCUUUGAGAAGGGCUCCAAGCCCCAACAGGGCGGCACCGCUGGCUUGAAGGUGUUCUUGGCCAACUCAGGCACCGAGGCCAACGAGGCUGCGCUCAAGUUCGCCAGGAAGGCGGCAAAGAGCCACCCGGCCAAAGGUGGUGCUCAGAAGACGGGCCUCGUCAGCUUCAAGAACGCAUUCCACGGCAGGACCAUGGGUGCGCUCGCAAUGACACCCAACCCCAAGUACCAGGCUCCCUUUGCUCCUCUGAUUGGCGACGUCCGCACGGGCACCUACAACGACGUGGCCGGCGUCGAGUCGCUCAUCGACGAGACCACCGCUGGUGUCAUUGUCGAGCCUGUCCAGGGAGAAGGUGGUAUCUUCCCAGCCUCGAUCGAGUUCCUCCAGGCACUCAGGAAGAGGUGUGACGAGGUUGGGGCCAUGCUCAUCUAUGACGAGAUCCAGUGUGGUCUCUUCCGUGCCGGCACGCUGUGGUGCCACAGCGACUACCCAACCUCUGCUCACCCGGAUAUGGUUACUAUGGCCAAGCCGCUUGCCAACGGCUUCCCCAUCGGUGCGGUGCUCAUGCGCGACCGUGUGGCCAACCUCAUCGCGGUGGGUGACCACGGGACCACGUUUGGCGGCGGACCGCUCACGAGUCGUAUUGCCCACCAUGUGCUCGGUCGCCUGUCGAGCAACGAGCUCGGCGCGUCGAUGAAGGAGGCUUCCGAAGCUCUGUUCGGCCGUCUCAACAACCUGGUCGCCAUGUUCCCGGACCUGCUGCUUAACGAUCCCGAGGCGGGCAAGCCGAGCCCUCGUGGCAAGGGCUUGAUUGUAGGUGUCAGCACCAAGGACCCCUCUCACGCCGGUAAGGUUGUGCAGCUUGCUCGUCAGCGUGGGCUGUUGAUCUUGACCGCUGGUUCAGACGCGAUCAGGAUGCUCCCAAGUCUGACGGUGACGCGGGAGCAGGUGGACAAGGCGGUGGACAUUAUCGAGUCGUGCUUGCUUGUCGUGCGCGACGAGGUGCAGCGUUCUGCGUCUGCCUCGGCUGCAGCGGGAGCUGGGGGCCCGCAGCAGCAGGUGCGCGCCUUUUCGUCGUCUGCGCGCUCCUCGGCUUCGGUAGCUGCGUCCAGCGAGCACGCCAGCGCAGACCAGAUCCAGACGCUUUACAAGCAGUUCAUCGAGCUCGCCCAGUCGUGGCCCAAGGACCCCCUGCGUCCUGAUAUUAACUUUGGCGCCAGCAUCGUCACGGCCGCACAAACCGCGCUGCUGUCUGUGCAGUCUCAGGCGGCGGUGCAUCCGGAACAGGUGCACGCGGCUCAGCCGGGCACCAAGACGCUCACGCUCGCCGAGCUGGAGUAUGCGCAGAAGAGCUUGCAGCUCUUGACGGAGCUCAAGGAGAACAAGGUCAAGAUGGAGUACGAAUUGCCAGAGGGGAUGCUGAAGCCGAAGAGUCAGCCCGAGUACUAUGAGCGCUUGGUGCGCGGGAUCGAGCGCGCUGUGGCGGGCAAGAGUGUGGCGCCGAGCUUUGGCGAGCGCGUUAAGAUGUUUUUCGGGCGAAAUUAG